GGUUGGCACGGUCACUCAGGGUAAGAGGGGAGAUAGGAAUAGAUCAGAGGGUGUCUGUAGAGUGGAUGGUCCCUCAGCCCUGCAGAACAAUGCUACAAUGAGCAGCUUCUUGGACUACACAGCGAUGAGCGGUGAGGGUGGCUCAUGCUCUGUCAGGGGUUUCCACUCGGACCACGGGAUUACAACUUUCCAGUCCUGCGCUGUAACUGUCAAUAACUGCGGUGCGGAUGACCGCUUUAUGGGGAGCAGGGAUUCCCCUGACGGCCUCCCUCACCAGCCGGGUUCAUUCCAAUCUACCGCCAGCUCUCUGGGUCUCUAUGGAGCCCAUCCGGCCUGCAGUUCCAACUAUGGACCACAAAGUUUCUGUGCUACGUAUAACCAUUACGCGCUCAACCAGGAAGUAGAAUCGACCGCUGGAUUCCCCCAGUGCGGCCCACUGAUGUACUCGGGUAACAUUUCCUCAUCUAUGGUCUCUCAGCAUCGCCAAGGGUACAGUGCCGCCCCCCUGGGUCAAGUGCAGUAUGCCCAUGCUGCCUAUGGCGGCGGGCACGAGCAAGCAGCACCUUUUCCUGGGUGCUCAAACCCGCUGUCACCACUGCACGCAGCUCACCUGGAGGCUUGUUGUUCACCCCUGUCUGAGGGUGCAACUUCUGCACAGACCUUCGACUGGAUGAAAGUCAAGAGGAACCCACCAAAAACAGGCAGGUCUGGAGAGUACGGGUAUGGGGGUCAGCCGAACACGGUCCGGACCAACUUCACCACCAAGCAGCUGACGGAGCUGGAAAAGGAGUUCCACUUUAAUAAGUACCUGACCCGUGCGCGGCGCGUUGAGAUCGCGGCCGCGCUUCAGCUGAAUGAGACUCAGGUAAAAAUCUGGUUCCAGAACCGGAGGAUGAAGCAGAAGAAGAGGGAGAAAGAAGGGCUGCUGCCGGCCAAAGCUUUAUCCUCAGACCCGGGAGAGAGCAGUCAAAAGAAAAUGGACGAUGCAGCAUCAGAGAAGUCUAUCUCAGCUCCCUCUACUCCGUCUCCCACAUCAUCCACGGUGUCUGAUACUUACUCCUCCAACUAAAAAAAACACAACUCCACACCUAUUUGGGCCACAGGCGGCCUGUAUGUAUCAAAGCUUGUUCCUAGUGUAUCAAAGCAAAAGUCCUGAUUGGUGGAUGACAUAUGUGGACAUUUAGGAUGAAUUAAUGCACUAUUUGGGACUCUGGACAAUCAUGUGGACCAUUUCUGAGUUAACAAUUUGUUUUAUAUUGUGUAUUGUGUUCGGAAGAAAGAUAACAAUGCUGUCAAGACAACUGUAGGUCGAUGGUUUAAAAUGUGUCCACUUUCUUUAGGAACUGACGUUAAUUACGCGUUGCACCAUGACUAUGAUGGUGCAAAAGAUAUCCAGUUCCUUCCUUGCACAUGCUCCUGACCAGUGCUGCUGAGUGUGCCAAUGUAAAGUCCCAAAGCCACACACACAAACAUUUACCUCAAACAUGCCAAAGUUGCGCGUACUGUCCACGGCCAGUGUGAUUGCACUGGAUGUCGUAAAUUAGGCAUCCCACAAUCAA
This is a messenger RNA of Etheostoma cragini (Arkansas darter), 1559 nucleotides long. RefSeq names its product homeobox A1a (gene hoxa1a). Gene Ontology annotation, cellular component: nucleus. The coding region runs from base 98 to 1069 and encodes 323 amino acids. Lineage: Eukaryota; Metazoa; Chordata; Actinopteri; Perciformes; Percidae. Gene Ontology annotation, molecular function: DNA-binding transcription factor activity, RNA polymerase II-specific; RNA polymerase II cis-regulatory region sequence-specific DNA binding. The record is from RefSeq and is a predicted model, not a curated record. The transcript has 2 exons. Gene Ontology annotation, biological process: regulation of transcription by RNA polymerase II.